AUGUCAACCAUUCCGACCUCGGCCCUGCAAUCGGGGUCUCCACCCAUCAUCCCGCUGCCGUUCAAUGCCAAACAGCCCGAGAAGGUUACGCUGUAUCCGUUAUCCAACUACACAUUUGGUGUCAAGGAGACCCAGCCAGAGGAGGAUCCGUCUGUAAUCGCCCGUCUGAAGCGCCUGGAAGAACAUUUCAGUGAACAUGGCAUGCGCCGCACCUGUGAAGGCAUCCUGGUGUGCCACGAGCACAACCACCCCCAUAUCCUGAUGCUGCAGAUCGCAAACGCGUUCUUCAAGCUCCCUGGAGACUACCUGCGGCCAGAAGACGACGAGGUGGAAGGGUUCAAAGCUCGGCUGGACGAAAGGCUUGCGCCGGUGGGCCGAUUGGGCGAAGGUGAGGAGGCCGGUGACUGGGAGGUUGGUGAGUGUCUCGCGCAGUUUUGGAGACCAAACUUCGAGACUUUCAUGUAUCCCUUUAUCCCUGCGCACGUUACACGGCCCAAGGAGUGCAAGAAGUUUUAUUUUAUUCAGCUGCCCAAGAGUAAAGUGCUCAGCGUGCCCAAAAACAUGAAGCUCCUUGCCGUCCCGUUAUUCGAGCUCUACGACAACACCGCUAGAUAUGGGCCUCAGCUGUCUGCCAUCCCUCACCUCCUCAGCCGAUACAACUUUGAGUUCGUCGAUGAGAAUGGAGAUGUUGUUGCCGCAACCCCUGGCUCAGGUGCCCCUGAUGGAUAUGUGCCCAAACCCAAGGUCUUGGCGGGGGAUGAUACGGAUAUGGUUGAGGAGAAUGGGACGCAUUAA
Trichoderma virens Gv29-8 is the source of this 795-nucleotide messenger RNA. RefSeq lists its product as uncharacterized. Bases 1 to 795 code for a protein of 264 amino acids. Lineage: Eukaryota; Fungi; Ascomycota; Sordariomycetes; Hypocreales; Hypocreaceae. The transcript is spliced from 2 exons. Gene Ontology annotation, molecular function: mRNA binding. The record is from RefSeq and is a predicted model, not a curated record. Gene Ontology annotation, cellular component: mRNA cleavage factor complex.